UAUGGGCCGUCACUCUUAGAAGUCUUGCUAUGUGUGUUGACAUGAUGGGUUAGCUGGUUUUUCAUGGAGUAUUCUGUUGCUGCAGUGAUGAUCGUUGAUAGUAUCUUGUGCAUUUAAACUCAAACAAGAUGUUCAAAUCAUUUCUUGUGCUUUUUUUUUUUGCUUUGUGUUCCAUUUCAUCUGGGUGUCUGUUGAUGCCAUUAUUUGUACCUGCCUUGAAAUGUGGUCAUCCAGUGAGUAGUGUUGUAUUCAGUACAUCUCUCGUUCUUUGAAAUUGAUCGAUCUUGUUGACUGAUGAAAAAGAAAAUUGAACUUGGAUCGGGUUGGCAUGUAUUCAACUUCAUCGCAUCUACGAAAUCCAACAAUGACAUGUGCUGCAGCUUAUGGGAGUGGAGGCCUUCUUGGCCCACCACCACGCCGGUGACGUCGGUCCUCCUCCUGCCUGGGGUGGCAUCGCUGAUGAUGGUCCUGAUGCCCCCUGCGCUGUUGCUGGCAUGUUCGGCUGCGCCCCGAUGAACUCCACCUACGACUACUGGAAGAACGGCGUUCCUUGGGAGGGUCCCCCAGUUGUGUUCCACUAGAUGGUGAAGAUUAUUAUUGCGAAGACUCGGCUCUAGGAUUAAAUUCAUUCACUGAA
This is a messenger RNA of Guillardia theta CCMP2712, 637 nucleotides long. RefSeq lists its product as hypothetical. The transcript has a single exon. The coding region runs from base 384 to 581 and encodes 65 amino acids. NCBI's taxonomy places the organism in Eukaryota, Cryptophyceae, Pyrenomonadales, Geminigeraceae. The record is from RefSeq and is a predicted model, not a curated record.